AUGGUAUUCGUACUUGUUUCAGGAGAAGCGAACCCUACCAUGGGUCAAGGUCCGUCCGUGAGCGAUGAGAAUAGCAGGAUCGAGUAUGCAGUGGGAUCUAGGAAAGGAUCGAACCCAGACAUGGAAGAUGCACAUUCAACUAUCCUUGAUCUAGAUGAUUCCAGUUCCACAUCAUUCUUUGGUGUUUAUGAUGGACAUGGAGGAGCUAAUGUAGCAUUGUAUUGUGCGAAAAGACUUCAUAAUGAGCUUGUAAAUGAUGAGGAUUAUCUGACCGAUCUGGAAGAAGCAAUGGGGCGUGCGUUUUCUAGCAUGGAUGAGCAGAUGCAAGCAAAUGAUGAAUGGAGAGCAUUGGCGAACCCACCUCAUGUCGGUCUGAAAUUGCUCGAUUGUAUGAAGACUGCUCCUUGUGUUAAGGGAACCCCAUACCUGGAAGGAACCACAGCUUGUGUCGUUCUCAUAAAAGGAGAUCAAAUCAUCGUUGGAAACGUUGGUAACACUAGCUGUGUGCUCUCAAGGGGCCAGGAGGCAAUUGUUUUGUCCACUGACCACACGCCAGGUAAUGUUGAUGAGCGUGUGAGAAUUCUAAACUCUGACGGUGCAGUAGUCCGUGUAAGGGACACUUAUCUUAUUGACGGGAUAUUCCCCUUGUCUAGAUCUAUAGGUGAUUUUCGUUUCAAGUCGAAUGAAUGUUUGCUCCGUACACAACAGAUUGUGACAUGUACCCCAAGUAUCCGCACUGAGGAAAUAACUGAUGAUACAAAGUACCUUCUGAUAGCCAGUAGUGCUUUCUGGGACACCAUCUCAUGUCAGAGUGCCGUUAACUAUUUGAGGCAGUAUUCCGGGUCCUACAGUCUUGCUAGCAUCUGUGACAAGCUUCUGAAUCAAAUUAAAAAUCCAGUGGACAACCUGACACUGAUGCUGAUCUACUUUAAGCCCAGCGCCAGGCUCCCUCCUACUGCCCCGCCUGCACCAAUGGUUUACUAA
Triticum turgidum subsp. durum (durum wheat) is the source of this 984-nucleotide messenger RNA. Lineage: Eukaryota; Viridiplantae; Streptophyta; Magnoliopsida; Poales; Poaceae. The record is from the annotation of a GenBank genome assembly.